GGGAAGUGCACGAAGCCAAAAAGACGUUGGUCGCUGACUGUCUUGUCUUACCUGCAUGAGAAACCUUUGGCCCUUGUGUAUAUAUCUUGCCCCUCCCCCGCCAUCCUGAACAUUCCGUCUCGCAUCCCAUUCUCACGACUCAACUCUAGCCUCACUACUCUAUUUUUUUUUUGAAAGGGUUCCCAUCACAGACACAAUGGCUGACCAGCGUCCCCCUCCCCUCCGCCUGGGUACCGUUGCCCCUAACUUCAAGGCCGACACCACCAAGGGCCCCAUCGACCUGCACGAGUACAUUGGCGACAACUGGCUUGUCUUCUUCUCGCACCCGGAGGACUUCACCCCCGUCUGUACCACCGAGCUGGGCGAGAUGGCGCGCCUUGAACCCGAGUUUACCAAGCGUGGUGUUAAGCUGCUGGGCCUGAGCGCCAACACUGUUGAUAGCCACGAGGGCUGGGCUGCUGAUAUCAAGGAGAUCAGCGGCAACACCCUCAACUUCCCCAUUGUGGCAGAUAAGGAGCGCAAGGUUGCCUUCGCGUACGACAUGCUCGACUAUCAAGACACAACCAACGUUGACGAGAAGGGCAUCGCCUUUACAAUCCGCUCCGUCUUUUUUAUCGACCCUAAGAAGACUAUUCGCACUAUUCUAUCCUACCCAGCCUCAACUGGCCGUAAUUCGGCUGAAAUCCUGCGUAUUGUUGACUCGCUGCAGACGGGCGACAAGAACAAGAUUACCACGCCUGUUAACUGGGUCCCUGGUGACGACGUUAUUGUACACCCUGCCGUUAAGAACGAGCAGGCCAAGGAGCUAUUCCCAGACUUCCGCAUCGUCAAGCCGUACCUGCGCUUCACCCCCCUGGCCAAGGAGAAGGCUACUGCUGGGAAAUAGAUGAAGCAAGCUGUUGCUUCUAUGGGUAGCUCCUUUGCGUGGUGUCGUGGACGGCACCAAGCACGCGAGUCUUUCUAGAUGGUCUCGGGUUAGAUGAAAAUGCCACUAUGAGUUACAAACAUCAAAAUGAAGAGUUUGGCCCAAUGGUUGUGCCCAAGAAAACAAGCAGAUUCCCAUUCCCCUGAAGUACAGAUCCCACGUCGUUCUUUGCGUGCAAUCGUUUCAGGAACUACAAGGAGGUUACGUAUGCGUUUUCCCAUCCCACUACCUAGUCGCCUACAGGUUGACAGGCAGGUUGGGCGAGUUGUUGUCGUCAGUCCCACACACAAACGUUGGCCACACACUCUCUGGAAUAUUAAGUCGCGC
Messenger RNA from Diaporthe batatas, 1252 nucleotides. RefSeq lists its product as uncharacterized. Gene Ontology annotation, cellular component: cytosol; mitochondrion. The coding region runs from base 197 to 886 and encodes 229 amino acids. The transcript is spliced from 3 exons. Gene Ontology annotation, molecular function: peroxiredoxin activity. NCBI's taxonomy places the organism in Eukaryota, Fungi, Ascomycota, Sordariomycetes, Diaporthales, Diaporthaceae. Gene Ontology annotation, biological process: cell redox homeostasis; cellular oxidant detoxification; cellular response to oxidative stress. The record is from RefSeq and is a predicted model, not a curated record.